Molecule: messenger RNA, 1048 nt
Organism: Durusdinium trenchii
Lineage: Eukaryota; Dinophyceae; Suessiales; Symbiodiniaceae
Source: the annotation of a GenBank genome assembly
AUGCCUUUCGACGUGGAAGCUGCAACGGAGAAGGCCUUGAACUGCCAGCUGCUGGACGUUCGCACCACCCAAGCGCUUUGUGAGCGCCUGCAGCUGGUGCUGGUGAAGGAGAGUAACGUCAAGGCGGUCCCAGCACCGGUGACGGUGGUGGGCGACGUCCAUGGCCAGGUCUUCGAUCUGCUGGAGCUCUUCCGCAUCGGUGGUCCCGUCCCGCACACCAACUAUCUCUUCUUGGGCGACUACGUGGACCGUGGGCCAUACUCCGUGGAGACAAUCAUGUUGCUCGCGCUCCUGAAGCUCAGUCAUCCGGAACGGAUCACGUUGCUUCGUGGGAAUCACGAAAGCCGGCAGAUUACACAGGUCUACGGCUUCUACGCGGAAUGCGUGCGGAAGUACGGGGAUGCCACGGUCUGGCAGUGCUUUACGGAGCUGUUCGAUUACCUGCCCAUUGCUGCUUCAGUGCCGACCCUCCGCUGAAGCUCAGCCGUGAUCCGUGGCUUCAGCAUCCUUGAUUUGACCUGGAACCUGGCGGAGUCGGGCGAUGUUCAUUUCCCCUUAUGGGUCAAUCUCCGAAACUGGACCCUUCUGGGGACUCUGUUUGCCCGGUGAACCAAGAGCCGCAAAUCCAAGUUCAGCCGCAAUGAGCGGACCUUGGCAAGGUGGCAGGCAGAAGGGUAUCUGCAUGCCUGGAGUGAUCUUGGGAAGCAAAACAGAUUUCCCCUUGGAAAACAGAUCCCCCGACCUCAAAGACCAGAUCGUUUACUAGGCUUUGCAGCUCCGAAACGGCGCUGCAGCUCAGAAAUCCAUGGCAAGUUGGUCAGUUGCUUCAGGGAGAGAUUCAGUAUUUACUGCAAAAAUGUUUAUCGUUGCUUCUGAAUCUUCUUCUUCUCGUGUCGUUGCCUCGUCGGGUGUUUCAGAACCACUCCCCAUUUCUCGCUCUGGCCCCCGAAGUCGCUCGCGGCUCUGGGGAAGGCCGCGGCGACGGCUCUGGGGCCUCCGGGGCCUGUCAGGCAGAAAGCUGCCUGUACUCUUUGGUAGACAUGACACG